AUGAGCAUGAAACCUCAAAUUCCCGCCCCGGCUCACACGCUUGCCGAGUCGAUGUUGUCGCGGCGCUUCGGCAAAGAGACAGUGAACUAUUUCUCCAGUUCUCCUAUCAAUCGACUGUCUUUCCUUCGAACCGAGCAUCCGUUCCUAUCAGCGGCGCUGAAGCACCCGUCUACUCAGUUUGUACUGCUGAACAAUCUCGCGCCGUUGAUUCGAUCGCCGUCCGAACCAUACUAUGCCAAAUUUGAGGAACUGCGCAAACUCAUCCCGCAAGAUUUCUUUGAUCACGCCGAGGAGGAUAUGAUCAAGAGCUAUGACUCGCGCAAGACAAACCCGGCUCUGAUCUUCCUCGGCAUGGACGAGAGCCGCAAGGAGGGUAUGACGUACAAGAUUUACUCCGGAGUGCCUUUCUUUGCGCUGGAUGUGACCCCCAAAGGCUCAGAGGCGCAACAGUCUGAGUCAAAGGAUGUUAUCAGGGCUAUGGAGGAGAAGGGAUUGUCUUUCUUCCAAACCAGAAUCGUCAGCACAUUCACCCCGGACGAUGCUGCUAUCUAUGCGCAAGCACGCGCGCUGAACGAUUGGAACAACCGCAAUACUUUCUGCGGCACCUGCGGUAACCCCACGCUGUCCGUCAACGCUGGUACGAAGCGUGUUUGCCCGCCGUCAGACGCUGCCCGAAUUGCACAGGGUCAACCCGAGGAGCGUCCCGCUUGUAGCACUCGCAACACGAUUUCAAACCUGUCUUUCCCUCGCACCGAUCCCACCAUCAUCGUGGCGGUGAUCUCUGCCGAUGGCAAGCGCAUCCUGCUCGGCCGGUCGAAAAGAUUCCCGCCGAAGUGGUAUUCAACCCUCGCCGGAUUUAUCGAGCCCGCAGAGUCCAUUGAAGAUGCUGUCCGCAGAGAAGUGUGGGAAGAGGCCGGCGUGACUCUCGCUCGCGUCGUGAUUCAUUCGUCGCAGCCUUGGCCGUACCCCGCGAAUCUCAUGAUCGGUGCCAUUGCGCAGUGCAGUGAUGCCGCUCAUGAGAAGAUUCAUCUCGAGCAUGACCCUGAGCUCGAGGAUGCGAAGUGGUUUGAUAUUGAGGAGGUCGAGGAAGCUCUGCGUAUUGGCACGGGUGAUCUUAGCGGCAACGCGCCUCCUGACUAUAAGGGCGGCCUGAGACUGCCGCCUGCGACGGCCAUCGCGAACCAGUUGAUCCAGUGUGCGAUCAGUGCUGAUUAUCUGCAGUCUGAGAAGAGCAAGAUGUGA
Messenger RNA from Penicillium atrosanguineum, 1242 nucleotides. RefSeq names its product NAD(+) diphosphatase. Lineage: Eukaryota; Fungi; Ascomycota; Eurotiomycetes; Eurotiales; Aspergillaceae. The transcript is spliced from 3 exons. Gene Ontology annotation, cellular component: cytosol. Gene Ontology annotation, biological process: NADP+ catabolic process; NAD+ catabolic process. Gene Ontology annotation, molecular function: NADH pyrophosphatase activity; metal ion binding. The record is from RefSeq and is a predicted model, not a curated record. The coding region runs from base 1 to 1242 and encodes 413 amino acids.